This is a messenger RNA of Exophiala aquamarina CBS 119918, 2103 nucleotides long. RefSeq lists its product as uncharacterized. Lineage: Eukaryota; Fungi; Ascomycota; Eurotiomycetes; Chaetothyriales; Herpotrichiellaceae. The record is from RefSeq and is a predicted model, not a curated record. Gene Ontology annotation, molecular function: zinc ion binding; DNA-binding transcription factor activity, RNA polymerase II-specific; DNA binding. The transcript is spliced from 4 exons. Gene Ontology annotation, biological process: regulation of DNA-templated transcription; DNA-templated transcription. Bases 1 to 2103 code for a protein of 700 amino acids. Gene Ontology annotation, cellular component: nucleus.
AUGGCCGAGAAUGCUCAACGUCCGCGUCCGCCCCCAAAUCGACGCAGAGACAAAGUCCAGCUUUCCUGCGAUCCUUGCAAACACCGAAAGCUGAGGUGCGACCGACAGCACCCAUGCGGAGCUUGCUCAAGGCGUGGCCUCACCAACGCCUGCAAUUAUGCGACGACAUCUUCUUCUGCGCCCGAUGCUCAGCGGUCCCUUGCUCCGCGACAGUCCACCAGCAUACAUGGCAGAAUCUCUGAACUGGAGAGCCUUGUCAUGAAGCUCAUAGAAGGCCAAUCACUCCCGAGUCCACCCGCACCGAAAUCGCCGAGACCAGGCUCACUAUCAUUCGUCGAUGUGUUCCCGGAUACCCAGGGACCAAAGAAAUUCUUGGAUGAUGCUGCAUCCCCAUCAGACCCUGGCACCCUAGAAUUGCGCGAGUCUGGAACCAGCUAUAUCCAGAGUGCCCAUUGGGAGGCCAUUCUUACCAAAAUCAGAGGUCUGAAGGAGGACUUGGUCACUGAUAGCAAGACUCCGCCCGGUUCACACUUGUUCUAUGGCCAGAGCCGUCAUGCAACUCGAGAUGAAAUACUGGCGGCUGUUCCUCCUCGUCCAGUUGUUGACCGCCUCAUGGCGCUUCACUUCGAUUCAUAUAUUAUCACUCCAUAUCUCAUCCAUGGAAAGAAGUUUCUCCGAGAGUACGAAACCUUCUGGAAAGAUCCGUCCGCAACUUCUAUUACUUGGAUCGGUCUCAUGUUCUCCAUGUUACAUAUUGCUACGCAGUUGCAGGUCUUCACCAUGGAAUUCACCGACAGAGGAGCCGAAUCGCUCAGGGUAGAAUAUCUUACCAUGAAGGAUGCCUUCCGGGAGAAGGCGGUUCAGUGUCUUAUUCUGGCCAGAUAUACCACGGGAGGACCAUACAUCCUGGAAACCCUCAUAACAGUUCUUACUGGAGAGUCUAUACUAUCGAAAGAUGGCGCUACCGAUAGUUGGCUUUCGAUUAGUAUGAUCCUUCAUCUUGCAAUGCGCAUGGGCUAUCACCGAGACCCAGACCACUUUCCCGGAAUAUCUGCAUUUGACGGUGAGAUGCGUAGACGCAUCUGGACUACAAUACUUCAAUUAGAUCUCGUUCUCUCCUUGGAGACGGGCCUUCCUCGAAGUGCCACAGCUACCCACAUGGACACAAAACUGCCCCGUAAUCUGCGCGACUGUGAUUUUGAAGAGGACACGGCCGAGAUGCCUCUGCCGAGGCCAGAAACAGAAUGGACACCGGUGCUCCCUCUCAUUGCAAAAGGGCGGCUGAUAUCAGCUCUAGGGUUAAUUUGCGACGUCAACACUGAUAUUAAUCCUCCCUCCUACGACGAGGUCAUCAAGGUUGACGCACUUCUUGAAGAUUUGCACAACCAUGCUAUUCCGCCCGUGCUGCGCUGGGAAACUAUGCCACACCCCAUCACGGAUAGUCCAAACCUCGUGGUACAGCGGGUAAGUGUAGAGACGACUUACUACAAAUCACGCAUACUCCUGCACCGCAGAGCUUUGACUAGCUUUCCGGUUCAACAGUCUCAAGGGCGAGACAGGGAGUCAAUGCAAAUUUGUUUAGAUUCCGCACUUAAGAUUCUAUCGUUUCAACAGAUGCUUCACGCAGAGUCUCAGCCAUUUAGUCGUUUGUCUCAGCUUAGGUGGAAGGUUACCCAUAUUUUCAACCAGGAUGUUCUCCUCGCAACGAGCGUGCUCUGUGUCUUCCUUCAAGACGUUGAUAAAUUUGAUUUGCCUGAGAGUGCAGGACAGACAACGUGGUCGCCUAGCGCUGAAGAGAUUCGACAACAACUAACGAUCUCGCACAAGAUUUGGCUUCAAAUGAGUUCGGCAUCUGCGGAAGCUUGGAAAGUAGCGAAAGCUCUGAGCAUCGUCCUUGGAAAUAUAGAAGCGUCUGCCAAGGACGGUAAUAUGCCCGUUUCUUACGACUUCCAGACGGAUUUCGAUGCCAUGCCUUCGAAUGGAUUUGACGCAACGUUCAGCAAUCAAUGUGAGAAGCACACUCGGUCAUGCCGAUUACAACUAACAAAAAGACUUAUCAGAUUUUCCUUCUGGCUUCUACUCUCCUCUCACGUUUUUCGAUAA